UUGCAUUCAGCAGAUAGAAAUACUGCAUUAUAUUGAUUUUGUCAGGAAAAAAUAUGAUCUGAGCACUUGUGUAAGUUGUGGCUUUACUCUGGCAUUACAUCCCUCUGAUCAGCAUGUGGUACAUUAUAUGAAUUAAAAAUCAUUUUUGGAAAAUUAAACAGUUUCUUACAAACUUAAUAUGAUUUGAUAAAAUACAUAAUGAAAUAUAAUCGUGUAUGGGUAAUGGAGAAAUUACAAUUAGCUUCAAGCUACACAUGACAAUUAAUGAGAUGAAUACAACACUUCUACUUGAAUGUCACUGUUAAUCACUGAGUGUUUGUAAUAACUUCUGACUGCGAUCCAGUGUGGAUUUUUCUGUUAGUAACAUUCUAGAAGAUUUUUUUCUGGAAGAUACACAGUUACAACUUUUGUGGGGCGUGAAGAAAAAGUAAUGUAACUAAUUACUGUUGCCAGAAAGCAAUAAGUAACAAUAUUACUUUUGAAAGGAGUAACUAGUAAUGAGUAAUACAUUACAUUCUUUGAGUAACAAGCCCAACACCGGUGGUAACAGUGGUGUAAACGGAAUAAUUGUUGAAUUUGGUGUCGUGGUCCGCAGCUGAGCAAUGAAUAAAUCAAAGGCCUUCGUUAAUGAUUUCUUAUUUAAUACUUCACUUCUUAGCCAUCUCACAGCUGUAGGCAAAAGGUUUCAAAAGACAGAGAUCAAAGUCCACGUUAAUAACCUUAAAAUACAGGAAGCUGAGCGCGCACGAUACCAAACCAGCAUGCUGUAACGCACUCUAAAUAUUUGAGCUAAAUCGGUAAAACUACAGCUGUAGCGUUGUCUGAUCGAGCUAACCUUCGGCGAAGAGCGUUCCUGCAGACAGACAGAAACAGACAUGAUGCGCUUCAUCUUCUGUUUGUGUGUGGCUCACAUAAGCGGAGCACAGAACACGUACAGACGCGUCGCGACACCGGAGCAGGCUUAUUUCGCGGAGGCGUUUGACGGAGCGCUGGACAGAAACUGGGUUCUGUCUAAAGCAGUGAAAGAUGAGGAACUUCUCAAAUACAAUGGGGAGUGGGUUAUAGAGGAGUCCAGAGAAGCGAGAUUACUGGGAAACAGAGGCCUGGUCCUCAAGUCUCCUGGAAAACACCACGCCAUAUCUGCGUACCUGCGGAAGAGCUAUCACUUCACAGACAAACCUCUGUGCUUACAGUAUGAAGUUUUCUUCCAAAAGGGGGUUGAUUGUGGUGGAGCCUACAUCAAGUUACUGUCUCAUUCAGACGAUCUCCGUUUGAGCCAGUUCAGCGACGCCACCCCGUACACCAUUAUGUUCGGUCCAGAUAAGUGCGGCAGCACACACAAAAUACAUUUCAUCUUUCGUCAUCGUAAUCCAGUCACAGGGACAUAUGAGGAGAAACACGCUCGACAGUCGGAGAUGGAUCUCAGCGACUACUUCAUUGACCAGCGACCACAUCUCUACACUUUGAACUUAUAUCCUGACAACAGGUUUGAGAUCCUCGUUGACCGGACACUGAUUAAUAAAGGCAGUCUGUUGGAGGACAUGGCCUCAUCUGCUCACGAAACACAGGAGCAGGAGUAUUCAGCAAAUCCUGCCUCGGGGGACGGGGUGCAGUCUUCUGACCCAAAGUCUGAACAACAUGGAAGUUCAGAUGGGCCGUUCAUCAUGAGCCCUGUGUCUGCCGUGGGUUUUGAGCUGUGGUCCGUCACCGCAGAUGUGAUGUUCGACAACAUCUUUCUCUCUGACAGUCUGGAAGAAGCCCGGCGCUGGACAGAAGACUCGUGGGGUCAGAGAAAGACCCCUGGAGUGAUUGAAAAGCUGCUGAUGGCGACGGUGAAGAGGCCGUGGCUCUGGGGGGUUUAUGUCGUCACCGUGGGCCUUCCCAUCAUCCUCUUUAUUAGCCUCAUGUGGCCUGAUAAGCGGUUCGGUCCCCCGGAUCAGGAUUAUUACUAUAAGAAGACAGACGAGGCUCAGGCGGACGCGCGUCAGGGCCGUGAGGAAGACGCCGCUCGUGAUGAAGGGGUCACUCCAGCAGCGGCGGAGGCUGAACGCAGAGCCGUCAGGAGACACGUGACGGGAGAACUGUCUCAGAGUCAGUCGCACCUCCAGCAGUGAGCGGUUCUCAUCCUGAACAGUGUGAGCUGCUCGUAUCUGAGCGGGUUUACAGUCAUCGCUUCUGAAACGGCAAACAUAUCACAAAUAAAGCUAACGAAGCAUAUUCACAGCUGCAGCUUGUGUAAGCAGUGUCAUGCACAAGUGUGAAUAGAAAUAGCAUUUUUAAUGAAAAACUGCAUAAUUGCGGAAUGUUUCUCGUUGUUAUAUAACAAUACAUUUAUGUGACAUUAUAAUUCUCAGCAUAGCUUUAAUCACUUCAUGCACUUGUGCUUUAUACUAAUUUCUAAAAACAAGAACAUUUUGGGGGCCUCUGAAGAUGAACUUUUAAAAAAAUAUAUUUUUAAAAUAAAGAUGUACAAGAAUGAUACAAUUAUGAAAGAAAGGCAUUGGUGAAACACUUUUCAAGAAAAAACAAUGCAUGACGCUUGAAUAAAAUGGGUUUUGUUUAAAAGCGGAGGCUCUGCUCUUUUGAUUUACUGCAUGUUCAGAUAUUCAUACAACAAAUAUUCUGGGUGCCAUGAAAACUUGGUGAAAAAUGAAAACAUUCUGGCGGUGACUGGCAACGCUGGAGGGGAAAGAGUUAAGAUAGAAAAAACAGUUUUACAAAUGCUAGAAAUGUGGCUUUCAAAUGACAAAUAUCUGUCAAGUAGCAGGUUCCUAAGCUGAGCAGACAUCAAGAGUUAGUAUUAUAGUUUAUUACAUGUGGAGACUUUUAGUCCAAUAAUUAUAAUUUAGUCCGCCAGCAUUUUUGACUAUUUUCACUCAAAUUUCAUGGCCCCCAGAAUAUUUUGUUGUAUGAAUAUAUGAACAUGCAAUACAUCAAAAUAAAGAACAGAGCCUCUACUUUUAAAACAACAACAACAAAAUCUGUUUUAUUCUAGCUUCAAUCAUUCUUUUUUAUCAACACUUGAAUGUAGGCAAGUUUCACAAAAAAAAAAGCAACAUUUUGAGCAAAAAGCUGAGAAAAAUGCAUUUUUAUCAAAGACUACAUCUGGAUCAUAUUCAGUAAUAUUAUCAAAGCAAAGAUGCAGUAGAUGGCUUCCAUUAGACUUCCGUCCCAAAGCUUGCACACUUUCUGGAUUGACAUUUCACUCUGUAACAUUAGGCAGUUUUCAUUCAUAUGCGGGUUUAUUGUUGAUGAUCACAUUAUUUUUCAUAUGCAUGUUUACAUAUGAGAUCGCUCGACACAGUCUUCCUGGUCUGUGUUUUUGAUCGGGACGUUCUGGACUCGUUGAGGAGAUGUGUAAUAGCGCCCAUUAGCUUAUAACAGUGAAGACAUGGAAACCCGGAAAAUUCAGUGUUUGGUGGGGAAAGAGUUAAGCAAUAAGUCAAUUCUGCUCAUCCAGAUUUUAAUACCAGCUAACUAUGCAUUACAUAAAAGUUUUUCUCGAUUGCUAACACACAAUUCAUGAAACAAUACACCAUUUUCUCACAACUAUAAACGUCCAGGUCGCAAUCAAAUAUUUUAGUCAAAAACGCAUUCUCAUGUCAGAAUGAAGCUUUGGCUUCAGAUGACACACAAUCCUGACACAUACACUACUUCACUACCUAGACAACACUAGAAAGAUCGAUUCAAAACACUCUUACAAAAACCUCCUUUUCGGAAACAGGAAACAAUUUGCAAGUCAGUGUCUAUUACAGUAUAAAGCAUAAAUAGAGGGGUGCAGAUACAGUGCAAUUCAGCAAUAAACUUCAAGAAAGGUUUACUUUCACUACUCUAAAGAGAUCUUCAGUAGGUGAACAUUUUUGCAAUACAGUAUACUGUUAAUUACUGUACCUGGCUACAAAUCAAUUUAAUGGUUAUGAGUUUGAAGGUGUACAACAGUAUUACCGUACAUAGAAUAUGGAAGUUCUCUCAUCUAAGGUACUGCUACUGUGUACUGUAAUUAUUCUGUAAGUAGUAUAAUAACCCUGUACAUGUGCCUGUAGGCCUUCAUGCUCAUUCCAUUCACAAGGACAUGGUCAACUUGUAUCUCAUCAGGAACAAAUGACUUUGAUCCCGUCCCCUUCAUUGUUCUUUUCCCCUCCUCAUCCUCUCCUCUUCCUCUUUGUCGCGCACCACUAGGAUUCCUUUACCAAAGCACAUCAUCAGUGUGCCAUCUUAGUGUUUACACGUGGAUAAAUGUGUGCCGAGUUCAUAUUUGGGAUGCUUGAAGUAAUUAUACUGUUCUUGUGUGUUCUGAAUGAGAAUGUGAUAACGGUGUGCAAUAUUUCUAGCAAUAUCUCUCAAGUGUAGCAUGUGAAGUGUAAAAACAAUGGUCCUAGUGCUGAGCCUUGCGGUACCUCAAUUGUGAUCAAUAUGAUACUGCUUCAUUUACUGCUGCAGAAUGAUAAUUAGUGCACGUAUUGUGCAUAUUUGUCACAUGAAUUUGUGAAGUGCUACAUUAAUAAAAAUAACUGGACUAAUCAA
Molecule: messenger RNA, 4524 nt
Organism: Onychostoma macrolepis
Lineage: Eukaryota; Metazoa; Chordata; Actinopteri; Cypriniformes; Cyprinidae
Product: calnexin
Exons: 12
Coding region: 876-2114 (412 amino acids)
Biological process (GO): protein folding
Cellular component (GO): endoplasmic reticulum membrane; endoplasmic reticulum
Molecular function (GO): calcium ion binding
Source: RefSeq, a predicted model, not a curated record